Molecule: messenger RNA, 720 nt
Organism: Sitodiplosis mosellana (orange wheat blossom midge)
Lineage: Eukaryota; Metazoa; Arthropoda; Insecta; Diptera; Cecidomyiidae
Exons: 1
Coding region: 1-720 (239 amino acids)
Biological process (GO): proteolysis
Molecular function (GO): aspartic-type endopeptidase activity
Source: RefSeq, a predicted model, not a curated record
AUGUUCAUUCAAGAAGUCGGGAAACUAAAAACCGCUUCGCCACCGACGGUAAGCGAAGCGGCCAGCAAAAAGAAAUCACGCCGUCUUUUUAUAAUCGAUCGUAAAACUAACCUUAAAUUUUUGGUUGACACGGGUGCCGAUUUUUCAAUUUUGCCAGCAUCAUUUUUCAAAGAGAAAUUAAAACCGACUAAUUAUUCAUUGUUCGCUGCAAACGGAUCGCUCAUCAAAACAUACGGUAACAAAUUGCUUACAAUCGAUUUUGGACUUCGAAGAGAAUUCACGUUUAGAUUCAUCAUUGCCGAUGUGACUAAGCCAAUUUUGGGUGCGGAUUUUCUUGACAGGUUCGGUUUGUUAGUUGAUAUCAAAGGCAAGUCACUCAUCGACCGCGAAACCAAACUUGAGACAAAAUGCGUUUCCGAAUACACAACGUAUGAGCCGGUGUUUUCUAUCAACAGCGAUAAUGUUUGCAAAGCGUUGCUAACCGAAUUCAAAGAGCUGACAACACCGACUUGUUACGACAAAACAAAAGCAGCGAAAACAUCCGUUCGACAUCAAAUCAUCACAAACGGACAACCAGUUUUCUCACGUGCACGUCGUUUAAAUCAAGAGAAACUCACCAACGCCAAAAAAGAAUUUGAAUACAUGAUCAACAUGGGAAUUUGUCAACCGUCACAAAGCGAAUGGGCCAGUCUAGUGAUGGGCAAUUUACCCGGUAUUUAA